AUGGAGGGGGGGCAGGACGCGCCCGGGGGGGGCGCUCAGCCACUCGACCGCGUCACCACCUACUUCUUCAUCGACAACAUCCUCAGGCCAGACUUUGGUCGCAGGAAGGACGGCGGCGGUGGUGGCGGUGGUGGUGGUGGUGGCCGUGGUUGUCCAGAGCUCACGGGUGGUGGUGGUGGUGGUAAGGAGCGAACCGGCGGACCAACGGGGGGAUCCUCCCUGCAGCGGUCAUACGAAGUCCACCACAACCACCACAACCACCACAACCACCUGCACCACCUGCACCACCUGCACCACCAGCACCACCCGCGGCAGCGCAGAGUGACGCGGGGGGGUGCAGCAGCAGGAGGUGGAGGAGGUGGCGGAGGUGGAGGAGGUGCGGCAGAGUCCUCGGCUCGCAAGGACGACGGAGAUGAAGAGGAGGAGGAGGAGGUGGUUGUGGUCGAGGAGGAAGAAGAGGAGAGGUCUGCGCUGAGCCGGGGUCCAGAGAGGAUCACGGCGGGACCCGAGGAGCAGCGACAGCAGCAGCAGCAGCUGAUGUGGCCCGCGUGGGUUUACUGCACGCGGUACUCGGACAGACCGUCUUCGGGUCCCCGCACGCGCAAGAGCAAGAAGAAGGGAGGAGGAGGAGGCGACGCUCGUGAGGACAAGAGGCCGCGCACGGCCUUCACGGGGGAGCAGCUGUGCCGGUUGCGCGCCGAGUUCCAGGCGUCGCGCUACCUCACGGAGGAGCGGCGCACGGCGCUGGCGCGGGAGCUGCGGCUGAAUGAGGCGCAGAUCAAGAUCUGGUUCCAGAACAAGCGCGCCAAGAUCAAGAAGGCGAGCGGCGUGAAGAACGCCCUCGCACUCUACCUCAUGGCGCAGGGCCUCUACAACCACUCCACUGGUGGUGCUGGAGGCAGUGCCGCGACUCUCGGUGCGGCCCUCACGAGCCACAGCCCGUGCCCCGUCUCCGACAACCCAAGGGCUCCCUCGGCGAGACGCCCCUGGGCAGGCCGCCUCUGCCAGCGAGCCGUCGCCUCGAGCGGCACUGCCUUCUUCAUCGCCGCGUCUGGCCUCCCGCAGUCGACAUUAGAGACCGCGUGA
This is a messenger RNA of Petromyzon marinus (sea lamprey), 1086 nucleotides long. The record is from RefSeq and is a predicted model, not a curated record. Lineage: Eukaryota; Metazoa; Chordata; Hyperoartia; Petromyzontiformes; Petromyzontidae.